AUGUCUUCCAAUCCUAGUUAUGCAAUUGAAGUCGAUCCCCAAAUUGAGUACGAGUCUGAAAACGAAUUCGCUCUUAGACAUGAAUCCACCAUUCUUGAAAUAAAGAAAAACGAUGGUGCGAAAGAAGAAGAGGAGAAAGAUUUGCGGGAUCUAAAAGUCCUAGAUCUAUUUCAAUCUCAACAUACGAGAGCUCCGCAUAUUAUCAAAGGAAAAAUAGCGUAUUUUUUUUACUCUGUUCGUGCCGUCAAAUACGUACUCACUGCCGUAUACCUUGACUGGACCAUAAUUAUAAGGCAUCCAGUAAACUUUCUACUCAUAAUUGCUUCUCUCUGGGGUUCUACCAUUUUAUUGGCCAUGGCUGGCACGCUUUUAACCUUACAAACUCUUUAUCGCAACAAUCUUUUUUAUGGCAAAAAGCGCAUAAGAUAUUUUCGUCGCAAGAACCCUUUCAACUAUAUCUUACCUUUGAUUUUUCCGGAACUUCUGCCAAUGGAUUUAAAUGGUUAUGGUCUCUCUGAAAAGGAUUAUGUAAAGUAUCAGAUCGAGUCUGGUGGAUAUGGUGAUUACAAGUGUUGUGAAAAACACGAUAAGAAGUGUCUGGAUUGGGCAAAUUGUAAUAAAUCUUAUGGUUGCACAAAAUGUGAUGACAGUAAAAAAUGUGACAAGUGCAAGGAUUACGAUGAUUAUUUCGAAAAUUUGAAGGCCGGAAUGAAAUCCCUGGAUCACGAAAAUGGAAAAGUUUUAAAUGAAAAAGAAAUCUACAACAAAAUUGAGAUCCUGCUUUUUUUUGCCAACAUGGUAUAUAGACGUAAAAAAGGUCUCCUCUCUUUAAUUCACGAAAAUAUCAACGAUCUAAAAAAGGUGCAUCAAAUAGACAGUAAAGAGUCCAGGAAUAAGGUCUUUAAAAUAGUUAACAACCGUAUUAAAGAUAUAAAAGAAAUCGUUGAGGAAUUUCGGAAACUUGAAAAACCAUUAAAUUUAUUUGAAUCAGAGAAAAUAGAACCAGGAGUCGAACCGAAGCAAGAGGAUGAAUUUAAGGAAUACUUUGAGAAGAAGAUAAACGAAGGACGCAUCCGAUUAUUCUUUUUAUCUUUGUUUCUGAAUUUAUCCACCUAUCGAUGCUUCCCGGACUGGAUUACCGAGUCCUUUAUCAGAAAAUUUUUCGGUGAAAUCGAUGAAAGCGAAGGCGAAAACACUUACGAGGGAAUCAUGGAAAGCAUCAAAGACAUCAUAGAAUAUAAUGAACGCGACAUCAACUUGGAACUUAAAAAUAGAAUUGGUUCGGAUCUUAAAUUUACUUCCAUCUCGGAACUAAACACCGAAGAUGGUGGCUCCUUCUGUGGGAUGUUUUAUAGCGAAGAGAAAAACUUUAUUGUCGUAUCUUUCAAGGGAACAAGUCCAAGUAAUUUCGGAGAGUGGAUAGGCAACCUUACAUUUCAGUGUGUGGAUGCUCGGGGUUUCCUUUACGGACAAAUUCACCGUGGAUUCUACAAUUACCUUUUCCCAUUGGAUGCAAAGAGAGCCGUAAGGUGCUCUCAAAGUUAUCCUUCGAGCAGAAUCAUCAAGGCAAUCCGGAGGAAAGCAAAGGAUAUUAGGAUUAAUAAAUUUUGCGAAAAAUUUAUGCCUGAAUUUAAGAAGGUAUUUAAACACAAGGCUAAUGAAUUAAGCGAAGGAAAAUUCUUUGUUCCUGAAGAUGAAGGCUUUGAUAAAAUUUUCCACGAUAACUUCAAUAAAUUCAUCGAGUGUUACAUGAAUAUUCUUGAAGAGAAAAAAGACGAUGAUCACAAGAAUAAGGAAAACUUUGUGAAAGAUUUCAAUGAAAAUUUCAAAGAAUUCAUCAGGCGUUGCGCAGAAGCCCAAGAGAUACCUGAAUCAUCUCAUGAUCAAUUAAUUCACAAUCUAUGUUCAAUGAAUAUGUCAGAACAUAUUUUUGAUGAGUUCACUAGCGCCUUGAAAAAAACACCCAAAGUAAAUUUAUGGAUAACUGGUCAUUCACUCGGAGGUGGCUUGGCAACGUUGUUCUACGCACGUUUGUUAAAGGUGAAAUUGGGUAAAUUAAAAGUCGACUGCGAAUUACGAGAUACAGUAACUUUUGCAAGUCCUGCUGUCGGGGAUAUUCAUUUUGCUGCAGGGCUCACUUCUCUGAAAAACGACCCGGCUAAUGAAGGUCGACCGCUGUGGCGUGUUGUCUUAAAAAGGGAUAUUGUGCCGAAGUUACCAUAUCGAGCUUGUAGCAAAGGGCUAAGGAAAUAUGGUUUUCAUUAUAAUGUGUUGAUGAAUUAUGUUCAGGCUGGAGAUAAAAUUGUAUUCAAAGGAGAAUCGACGUUUACUAGUUGUACAUUGGGUAAUAAUGUUACUAAAGAACCAUAUUCUGAACGAGAAUUAUUUAAACCCACAGAUGGAGUCAAAACCAUAGUAAAAACUAGUAUUGUUAGAUGGUGGACUCCAACACAUGGCUGGUAG
Acaulospora morrowiae is the source of this 2463-nucleotide messenger RNA. The record is from the annotation of a GenBank genome assembly. NCBI's taxonomy places the organism in Eukaryota, Fungi, Glomeromycota, Glomeromycetes, Diversisporales, Acaulosporaceae.